Messenger RNA from Oryctolagus cuniculus (rabbit), 1044 nucleotides. Lineage: Eukaryota; Metazoa; Chordata; Mammalia; Lagomorpha; Leporidae. The record is from RefSeq and is a predicted model, not a curated record.
CGCGGGGAGGCUGCCGGGAGCUGGCUCAGCUGAGGGUCCCGCGGCCGGUGCUCCCGGCGAGGCAUGAGCCUGUCCGGCUCGUAGGGGCCAUGCCGCCGGGUCUCCGGGCCUGCCACGCUUCGCGUCCCGGCCGCCGCGCCCUGCGUCCGCGCCGGGAUGGUGAACCUGGCGGCCAUGGUGUGGCGCCGGCUUCUGCGGAAGAGGUGGGUGCUCGCCCUCGUCUUCGGGCUCUCGCUCGUCUACUUCCUCAGCAGCACCUUCAAGCAGGGUACGUGUGUGAAAGGAAAGAUCUGCUGGUGAAUGGCUGCUGUAACGUCAACGUCCCCAGCACGAAGCAGUACUGUUGCGACGGCUGCUUGUCCAACGGCUGCUGCAGCGCCUACGAGUACUGCGUCUCCUGCUGCCUGCAGCCCAACAAGCAACUUCUCCUGGAGCGCUUCCUCAACCGGGCGGCCGUGGCGUUCCAGAACCUCUUCAUGGCAGUCGAGGAUCACUUUGAAUUGUGCUUGGCUAAAUGCAGGACUUCAUCCCAGAGCGUGCAACAUGAGAACACCUACAGGGAUCCCAUAGCAAAGUUCUGCUAUGGCGAGAGCCCGCCCGAGCUGUUCCCUGCGUGAUGGGCGCUGCCUGCUUGGGUGGCUGGGGCAAGGAGCCCCCUCUGAUGAACUCAGCGCCUGGAGCUGGGCUGCAGCACCCAGGCUGGUCCACGGGGAGAAGACGGGCAGCGUGAGGAGGCCUUGGCUGUGACCUUCCUUGGUCGCGCACUGCCCAGGCAUUGCCAGCUGGAGCUGUUCUGUGAAGCGGCCUGGAGCCUGGCUUGUCCCGCUCUCCAAGGACAGACCGUGGGCCGGGUGAGGGUGGCGGCCUUCGGAGAGGACGCGGCCCCGGCGCGUGCUCCUCGGGCCAGGUGUUCACCUCCAGUUUUGCCAUGGGCCCUUUCACUGUAAAAUUAUUUAUUGGAUUUUUCUGGCAUGGUGGGAAAGUUGUAAAGUUGUAUAUGGGAAUGCGCCUUGCCGGUUAGUCAAAUACACUCAAGGAAAUUUU